This is a messenger RNA of Sycon ciliatum, 3196 nucleotides long. RefSeq lists its product as uncharacterized. The coding region runs from base 145 to 2889 and encodes 914 amino acids. NCBI's taxonomy places the organism in Eukaryota, Metazoa, Porifera, Calcarea, Leucosolenida, Sycettidae. The record is from RefSeq and is a predicted model, not a curated record. The transcript is spliced from 19 exons.
UCUGUGCAUUGUAUUGUUCAUUGUCAGAGCCGAGCAGUAAUUUAUUACUCGAAGUAAGUUUAGUUCAAUUUCUUUUCUUUGUGGCCUUGCUCAUCGAAUAAUCAAAUUGAUGAAUUAGUCUGGUGGUGUAAUACAUCUGUGCUGAUGUAUCGCUGGUGGCCGCGGUGUGGAUUCAGCGCAGUUAUUGUGCUUCUGCUGCAAUGGAUAAGCACGAGCUCUGGAAAUAUGGAGAAAGUGAGGACGAAGCAUGCUGAGGAAUUGCACUCGACGCUUGGCCUGGAAACGCUAAGGCCAUUCCACGUGCCUAUACACGUAAACCUUGUCUUCAUUGGAUUUGACUCGAAGCAACAACACUCUGUAUCCGUCUCAACUGAGCAGCUAAAGAAAUUGCUUGAGCCAAGUGUUGAAGACGACAGCUUUUCUUUCAAGCACUCCUACUUUCUCGCUAACGAGUUCCUGUCUGCUGGCCAUAAGCCUAAGGAUGGACAUGUAGCGGAUGACAUCAUAAUGGACAUACAAACACAAGUUGUGGAGCUUGCACCACUAACACAUAUGGCCAUGGAAGCAGCACUGAAGACGUUUGUCCGCUUGGAGGACAAGACAAACGGCCGCUCUUACCAGCUGGAUGCGGACAAGAUGGGAAGUUUGCUAGAGAGCCUGCUCCAUGCCACUAACCUCAGUGACUAUUAUACACUGUUCAUAAUCAACCCUGAUCGUUCCAUGGUUGUGCCAGAGAGGAAAUACGGGUACCGAACUGGCUUUUCUGCGUCGGAAAUCCACCAGCUGUUCCAGGAGCAGUUGAUGGAUCGUCCUGUCAUCGGACCGCUACGCGAAGAUGAGAUCACGGACGACUUUCCGCAAGACCAUGAUCCUGACCAUGAAGCAGAGGCUAUCACUCAGACUAGUGCCAGGAAAUUCCAGUCACUCAACUUGCGUGAAAUACGCUCUGCUUCUGAAAAGUGGGCAAGUGACUUUCUCAUCCUGAAUCGUGAUGUGAUCAAGGCACGAGAGAAGGCGCUGCAGUCAGGAAGGCCAGCAGAGCAGUGCGGUCAGUCCGAGACCAUUGUGCUAAAGGAUGCAAACGACAUGGCCAGUGAGGGUGGUCACGCCACCGCUGAUGGUGCUGCUGAUGGUGCUGCUGAUGGUCAUGCACAUGCGCAUGGUGAUGGCCAUCGUAUCAAUGUCCAGUACAAUGUCUCUGCCGUUCAGAUGGCGCGUCAUAUUCGGCAGUCUGGCUCGGACGCCGAGAAGCAAUACCUUGACCUGGUGUUGAAUAAAGGACCGGAGGCUGUGCGUGAGAAUUGCAUGUCCGAUGUGUGGCAGUCUAGGGGCAGGUAUGCCUGGAUUGAUUUUGGUGCUGGCCCGUUCAACCGUGGCACUCCUGUGAAACAGGAUGCCACUGUCAACACUGAGCAACGCCUAUCCAGACCCGAUUCUCACGUCCAUGGCAAGAGGGCUCGGACGGAUAUCAUCUCGUACUGGACCGAGUUCUGCCAACGCCGCAGAGAUGGUGCACUGUCUGACGCGGAAGCUGAACUGUGCGAAUCCGUGCAUGCCCUGAAAAUUGAUCCGCUGUUUGGCAAGGUUGCGCUGGAUGCACGCCAUGGCCAUGCCAAGGCUGCAGAACACCCCAGUUCUGACGAUGUCUUCAAUGUAUUCCAGAAGCAUCUGAAGGUCACAGUCCAGACAUCCCUGCGGCAUCUGCUUGUGAGACCCGUUGGUGUCUUCCACCAGUUUCACCAUGCGCAUAUCUUCAGCAAGGCGCCCGUUAUCAAGUUUCACUUCUACAUCACUGCCGACCAUAACUCCUUCCGGCCCACCGACAUCUCGCAGGGUGCAAUUGACCUGAUGGCCUUCCGGCAUGAAAUGCGGAAGUUUGCGCUGCCCAGCCAUGAGUUCAAGUUUCAUAUUGCUCACUUGGAGAAGAAGGACGUGGAGAACCUGUGGCAGGCAGUGCAUGCCUCCGUACUGGACGUUCAGGACUUUCACGGCAGCCAGUACGGCCGAGUUAAUGCCACCAACUUGGCAUCCGAGGUCGCCAAAUGGAUGGAGGGAAGGGGAAUUCAACAUGGUGAAAAUAUCUUUGAGAUACCUAUAUUCUUGUUCUCAGUGGCGCGUAGCAUUCCUCUGAUGUUUGAUGGCGCCAGCCAGACAGUUACUACAGGUGGAGCUAUUGUUGCAUUCCAGUCUCACCACCACACUUACCCCACUGGCUACUCGUGCAAUGGUCAGCCUAUAAAGCGCAGUCUGCGCAACCCGCUCAAGGCAGUGCUGUCCGCAGCGGCCAUGUACCUGACUGGACUCAUGCCUGACCAUUACUCAUCACCACAGAUGCAAGAGGAUAUAAUCCGCGUUGACCACCUCUGGUCAGUCGGUGACUCACCGCUGUCAACGACAUCCGAUAAAGCUCAUUUCUCAGCGCUGCACCGUGAUCUGGCACACCGCCAGACUGCCGUUCUUAUCGCGCAGUACGCUUUGGACAAUCUGUAUACGUCGCUGGAUAUCCUAACAGAACUGCAGGGUGUGGUGUCUUUGAAAGAGCUUGCUAAAGAUGAAUCGUGGCGGUCCACAUCGACACUGUACAAUAAGUGUCUUCAACGCCUGCGCAAGGGACUUGCUCAAGUUAGCAACAUGGACAUACCUGGCAGUAUGAAAUCGCUGACAGGCGCACUGCACUAUGCCUCUACAUUCCAGCACUCUGUCAAGAGACUGGCAACACCGCAAGGUGUAUUUGGCUCGGCUACUGAAGGAGCACCAACGCUACCUGGUUGGUUUGCACCGGUCAUUGUGUUUAUCUCUCUCGGUCUGCUGGCGCUCGGUGUUUUCCUCUGGUGGAAGAUGACCAAGGCCAGUUACAAGUACAAACUGCCAUCGUACAAGAACAAAUAGUGUUAUGAUUGAGGAGUGUGACUGCAGUGUCCCUCGCACAUCGCCGCCACACUUGCCGUCGUGUGGAAACGAUUUUAAACCCAGAUUGUCGGCCGCUCUGUAUUAUAUCCGUGACGCCACUUACGCGUAUUGAAACCGGAACUCUGAUCUAUCGCCACGUCAGUUCUAACAACCCAUUGUUCUAAUCUCAAUUUUUUUUUAUUUUAUUUAGGAUUUUUCUUUCAUAGGUAUGCGGAUUGUUGAUGCGAACAUUUCUACGAAAAUCCCCUUUUGCAAUUUUUGUGUGAAUCAUUUUGUAUGCAAUCUA